Molecule: messenger RNA, 813 nt
Organism: Trichomonas vaginalis G3
Lineage: Eukaryota; Parabasalia; Trichomonadida; Trichomonadidae
Exons: 1
Coding region: 1-813 (270 amino acids)
Source: RefSeq, a predicted model, not a curated record
AUGAAUGAAAAUUCAAUUGAUAUCGACUUCCUUUCUUCUCUUAGGCAUGAAAUAGUUGAUUCCGUUGCACUGAAUCGCCAAAAUAUACAGCUUAAGAAAGAAAUCGAAUUAUGGAAACAAAAAUUUAAAGACGAAGAGCAAAAAAAUGUACAAUUAAUUAAUGAAAAAAGUGUUCUAGAGAGUAAGCUUCAGAUUUCUCUUAUUGAAAACGAAAAUUUAAAGAAUAAAAUUGCAGAUUUAGAAAAAACCAACAAAAAUCUCACUAGAAAUCAAAAAAGACAACAAAAACAAACUGUUCAAGAGCCACCUAAAGUGGAAGAAAAGCCUGAAGAAGAAGCUUCAACGUCCGAAAUUACAGAUGAAGAUAUCUCCGCUCUUUUUACAGAUGAUAACAAUACAGAAUCAGAAAAUCCUAAAGAAGAAGUUCCUGAAAAGAAAAAUGAAAAGAAGAGUGAACCAAAGAAGCCAAGAAAAGUUUUUUCAAAAACUCGUACAGAUAUACCAACAUUAAUUAAAAUCAUAGAAAAAUCGAAUAAUAGAGAGAUAACUCAACUUGUUUCUAAGAUACUCCUUGAAUAUUAUCCAAGUUUACGGUCAAUGAAACAACAUUUUGUGAGUGUUGUCAAUGCAAUCAUAUUACGCUUGUUUGAAUCCGAUGACAAUGAUGCAACAAUUGAUAAUUUCACUUUCUUCUUGAUGUCUUUCGUAAAAACAGUUAUGCCUCAAUGCGAAGACAAAAUCAAAGCAAUAUUUAAUAAGCGACCAAAGAUUUUGUCAUACAUAGAAUUUUUCAAUGUUCUUGAUGAUGAAUAG